UGUGUCGGCUUCGGGUCUACUGCCACCUUCCACUUGCGCGACCAUAUUAACCUCCGGACAUUCUCUAAUCUCUCUGGACCAUUGUUUUGACGAAUAUAUUGUAUGACUUGUCUCUUUGCAUUCAGCUUCUACCCGCGACAUGGCAGACGACACGCUAAUUGUACCAGUCACGGUACCCCAAGGAUCACUUCACUUCGCGACAGUCUCGUCGUUGGCGACUAUUCAAGAUGUUCAGGACUAUCUGACGAGUGACGAGAGCAUAACCUCUGAAAUUCUCGGAGAUCUGCAGCCCUAUGGCUGGGCGAUACAGAGGAUACGGAACGAGCAUAAUGGGCGGCAGUGGGAAGAGGAAGAGCUCGAAGCUUUGGGAAAUGGUAUUGUCUCACCUCAGAGCCUAGUCCCUCCGUUACUCAACACAUCACCUAUCACGAAUACGUCCCAGCGGGGCUUCUCCGCCUUCCCUCUGACUUCACACUUACAUGCUCCGUCGCUUCGUUUGAUCUCGCUACAUCCUUUCCUUGCAUUAACAUGUACGCUCCUUCGCAUCCCGGAAAUCCAUGACGGAUAUCGUUGGGAGACCUUUGUCUCCCGAAAUACUACAGUGCAGGCUGCUCUGGACACGGUCAUUCAAGAGCUCGGGCUCACGAAAUCUCUGCCGGUUCCAGGAGGCGGAAACUUAGAAUAUGUUCUUGAAGAAGUAUGGACUGACGAGGAAUCAGAAAAAUCCUAUCGUAUACCCACCGAUACGCCAGUUUCCCAAGUUAUCGAGACCCCAUACAAACCCGCACCUCCUACUUUCUCUGCUUCACGUCACCUUCGCAUUUGCGUUCCAGACGAGUGGUACCGCCGUUCGAGGACACGAUCCAACUCACAAGCAUCGUACGAGCCAUCCGAAGAUACUGUCAAGCGUCUUGCGGACUUAGAGGAAUCUGACGAGGAAGAGGAGGGCGAGGGGACCGCCAAGUUGAAGGGCUCCCUUAAAACCUCUGUUGCUGAGACGUCCGGAUCGCCAAAGUUCACCGCUCCUACGGACUGGCGCAAUUCCAUCGCACAGAACCGGCUUUCGAAUCUAUUCGACAGCUGGAUUCACUCAGGGAGCCCCACGAGCUCGAUAAUAGAGGCUCCGCCGGAGAAAAGGACCGUCAGUGAACCUAAGCUCAUCUCGCACAACACCGGCGACUCCACCGCAAAGCUUCCAGCGUCUGACACAAAUGGUGAGGGCAAAGGUGAUCCCAGUGCGCAGGAUUUCGAGGAGAUGCUUGACUCCAUCGGAUUAAAGGGUGACAAGAGGGAUGCAAUGUACAAGCUCCCUCCGCAGCAGAAACAGUACCUGUUUAAGCAGCAUAUGCAGUCUCGUGCUGCCAGCGUGUCGAAGGCGACAAGCGUGCAGCGUUCCGUUAACCAUGCUGCACAGUCGUCGACCUAUAGUCCUGCCAGUGGCAGCGACUUCCGCCUUGUCCCUCAGCUCACAGGCGACUCUGGUAUCAUGAGGCGAUUCUCGAUUCUUGGCUGGGGCUCAGCAGUAUCUCCUGGACACUCUCCACGAACCAGUGUGGAUAUCGAUUCCCCAAUGAAAGAGCCCCAAACGCCGGUGGCGAAAAUCGCAGACGCUACACCCGUACAACCGCAGAGCACUGGCGGCCUCUGGAGUAGCUGGUGGAGCUCCUCUGGUGGCGAGAAGGGGACAGUCACCGGCGACAAGAAAGACACGAAGACGCCAAGGUGGUAUGUUGACGGUAUCCGUUCUGGUAAACCUGCAGAUAUCAAGCUUGUCAAGCACUUGAUCUCGCUACGCGUGCAUCUGUCGACGGCCGACCUUGUCUGGAUCGAGGAGUUCGUCACGGAGUGUAGGGGCAUGGGUGCUCUUGGUGUUGCGAUGUCCGGUCUUGUUGCCAAGGGCGGGAAGCGCAAGAAGCUGCAGAACGUAGAAGAGAGUGUACUACUCGAAGUGAUCAAGUGUAUACGAGUAUUAUUGAAUACAGAUCCGGGAUUCAAGCACGGACUGGCGGACACCACUUUAAUAACUCAUCUCGCGUACUCACUUCACGGUUCUUCGCCUAAACUCAGGGCCCUCACUUCGGACGUUCUUGCCGCCAUCUGCUAUGUCUCUCCGACGGAGGGCCAUAAGGCUGUGCUCUCUGCGCUCUCAGACUACCGUGUAGAAUACGGAGAGAAGUUCCGCUUUGAAGAGCUUAUCGGGUCGCUACGCCCGCCAGAUCUGUCACUCGACGACGCUCAGUCUGUGGGUCAGGGUUACGGAAAUGACGAAGAAGGCGCUUGGGAGGCCCGUACCGCGUCCAUGGCGCUGGUUAACGCCAUCACGAAUUUCCCGGAUUCUUUGGAAGAGCGUAUCUUACUUCGGGAGGAGCUCACACGUCGAGGACUAAAUGAAGUUUUGGUGUCCCUUCGGUAUAUCAAACCGCCGGAGUUACUUCUAACGCAGUUAGAUAUCUACACCGAGGAAAAAUUCGAGGACGAGGAAGAUCUUCGCGAACGCAGCUUGGCAGAUCACCGUCGCACGGCAUCAGACUCUGAGGUUAUCGUGCAAGAGACAUUGAACAUAGCCCGUCAAUAUGACGAAGUCUAUCCGAUGAUUGUUUCAGCUUUCUCGCAGAUGCGUUCUAUCCUGGAAAAAGACUCCGACCCACAUUUGAAAGCGGAUUUGGUCUAUGUCGUAACCAAGUUUAUGGAGCAGGCGAGCUCAAUUGACGACUUCAACGAUGGCUGGCGUCGAUUUGUUAAGCAGUUUGCUGAAUCGGUUUGGCACAUCACCGGCCAGAACUUGAAAGCGAGCUUCGUCUCUGAGGAUAGCGAAGGUAUUCUGCGAGAAGAGUUGGAGGUGCUUCGUCGCAAAGUCAGUGAGCUCACGGAGGAGGCAAGCAUGUGCCACUUGUUAAUUUCUUCACUGUUAACUAACCUCAGCCAGUGUGAUCGUCUGCGCAACGAAACGACUCAACAAUCCGCCGAAUUGAACACGCUAAGAUCCUUGCCUCUCAACGUCCCGACGCCUACGGUGAAAGCGUCGAAUAAAGCUGGCGAGAAUUUUCACGGCUUAGUGCAGCGAUUGGUGCAGAAAGAGAAGCAGGUGAUCCAGCUGCAAGCUGAGCUGGACCGUUUCAAGGCACAGAAUCCUGUCGGGAACCGUGAUCAGGAAGAGAAGGCGAAACGGGAACGAGAUCGAGUGAAGUGGAAUAGCUUAAUGGAAGAGAUUUCGAAUUUGAAGACUCAGAACGGAGAACUUGAAUCUUCCCUUGGCUUGAAAGACAAGGAAAUUAGAUACCUCAAGCGUGCCCUGGAGUCCGUCUACUCGAGAUUCAAGUCACGAGCGGAAGUUCGAGGAGCAGAAGUCGAUGCACUAGCCAUGGCAAGUCGGGCCAAUGAGGAACUAGCCCAGAUGGAAGAGGAGAUUGUCACCUUGAAGCGUACCGUCGAGCAGCUGAAGGACGAACUGGCUACAAAGCCGAAGUUCCUGACUGAGCACGACUAUAAGCACCAAGUCCCUCCUCCGCCUCCACCGCCUACACGGCCAAACAGAACGGCAACUAUGCCCCCUCCGGUAAUCGAGGAUGUGUCCAGUGGUAUGAGAUCUCCGCCACCACCGCCUCCGCCUUCACCCCCUCCACCUCCUCCACGCAUACCCACUACACUGUCACCUUCAAUACCUCUCCCACCUCCCCCGCCGCCGCCACCGCCGCCGCCACCACCACCUCUUCCUGGGGUACCAGGAGUACCUUCACCUCCACCACCUCCACCACCUCCACCACCUCCACCACCUCCACUACCUCCACCACCUCCGCCACAGCUGCCUUUAUCGCCAUCAUCUGGCCCGUCGCCGCCGCCGCCGCCGCCCCCACCCCCGCCUCCAUUGAGUGUGUCCAGCCGGGCCCAGCCUCCUCCUCCACCUGGCAUGCCUGGCCCGCCACCUCCGCCACCGCCAUCUGGGAGAGCUCUGCUACCUCCGGGACGCAAUAAGUCUGGGAAGCGUUUGAAACCCUUCUUUUGGAACAAGCUGUCUAACCAAGUAUCAACUACUACGAUUUGGGAUGAGACUAGGCCUCAGAUCAUUGUGGAUCUGUCAGACUUGGAAGCUACUUUCUCCGUUGAGAACAUUACGCCAACCAGUUCUCAGAUCUCAGCGACGUCUUCAAAAAAGCAAGAUGUUACCACUUUGCUCGACAUUACACGCGCACAGAACGUCGCCAUCAUGUUAGCUAGGAUAAAGCUGGAUCUUCCAGCAAUCCGACAGGCGGUAUUGGAGAUCGACGACACCAAGCUCUCCACCGACGAAAUCAAAUCGCUCGGAAAACAGCUGCCCACGUCGGAAGAGACCACAAGAAUCAAGGAGUUCGGCGAUGUCAGCAAGCUCUCUAAGGCGGACCAGUUUUUCAGCCAGAUGAUGUCUAUUCCACGACUGUCACAGCGUCUGGAGUGUAUGCUGUAUCGCAGGAAGCUUGAGAUCGAGGUUGAGGAAAUCAGGCCUGAGCUCAACAUCGUUCGCAAUGCAUCAAGAGAGCUCCGAUUGUCUACUCGGUUCAAAACGAUCCUUCAGACUGUCCUUACCGUUGGUAACACUCUCAACGGCUCUACCUUCCGCGGAGGUGCACGAGGCUUUCAGCUCGACGCGUUGCUGAAGCUCAAGGAGACAAAGACGGCGAAGGGAUCGCAGGAGUGUCCGACUUUGUUGCACUACAUUGCCCGAGUCCUUUUACGGAGUGACCCUAACCUCGUCAUGUUCAUCGAGGAGAUGCCGCACGUUGAAGCUGCUGCGAGAGUAUCGGUCCAAACCAUCACGGCGUCGGUACAAGCUCUGGCCGUGGGCCUUGCGCAGUUGCAGCAGGAGGUCGCGGAACUUCAAAAGAUACGGCUGCCACCCCAAGAUCACUUCGUCAUCGUCAUGAAGCCCUUCGCGCAACAAGUGGGUGGAAGUGUUGAUGCUUUGGCAAAAAUGUCCGCCUCCCUAGAGGCUGAGUUGAAGUCCACGCUCACAUUCUUCGGCGAGAACCCGGAUUCUCCCGAGGCGCCCAAGCCGGAGGAUUUCUUCGGCCUGAUCCUGUCAUUCUCGUCCUCGUUGCAGAAAGCCGCGUUGGAGGUGCACGACACGGAAGUCCAGGUGCAGUCGCCCGAGGUUAAAGUGGAGGAGUCACCGAAGACGCCCACUCAGGAAUCGUUUUCACAGACCGUCAAGUUGGGCGACGCAAACGGUCAGACUGCCAAGCAGCCUCCAUCGUCUAUGGGCCGUGCAGCUGGCCUGUCGGUUGGUCGUGGUGACCUUGACCAAGCCAUCCGUAGCAUGCGCGACGGACGCCGUAGGGCUCGUCCACAACGUCCCGUUAGCAAGGUAUUUAUUGAUGGCGCUCGGGCAAGCAGGCUGCUCGAACCAUGAGUUUGAGCGAGAUGGACAUAUCACGUUCGUUGACUAUCUAUCGAAGUACACGUAUCUUGCACAUCCCUGUAUACCCUCUCUGACCUUAUGACCUUUCAUGACCAUAUAUCUAGCACAUCGAGUCCUGGUCCAAUGCAUCCGCUUGUUGUAUCACUGAGUGUCACUGCUGGUUCAGAGGCGAGACUUCGUCGCAGCGGGCAAUGCUUUCUAAGAAUAGCUCGAAGAAGCCCUCGACCUGCACGAGCAGAAAUUAAAUAUGUCCAAGAUGGACGAUACGGAGAGAGCAUACGUUCAAUGUUUCGGCCACGAUACAAUUCUUGCCGGUGCGGCCCCACGUGUCAUCGGCCUUCUGGUAGUCCCACAGGUCCACGACGGUCUCGCCGACGGUAUGUGCCCCGUUGAGUUCGACGUCGACGUGGUAGCGCUUGCAGCCGAAAAGUCCGGGAUAUGCGACGUAGGCGACGGUGAGGGCAUCGUGGAUGGGCGGGCCGUGCACGAAUCCGAAGACAGCCUUGUAUGCGUCUGCGAAGAAGCUGAGCAGGGUGGACAGCAUGCGUCUGAGCGCUGUCUUUGCGAAGGGCAGGGGCUGGGCACUGUCCUCAACGUUCGAGCCCGGGGAGAGCACUUCGCUCUGCCAUUUGCGGGUGACGAUGGCUGUAUGCGUGACGUUCAAUGGGAUCAUAGUCUUCUUGAUGGGGAUGUUUAGCACGAUUUGUGCUGCCUCGGCUGAGAGUUUGC
Messenger RNA from Phanerochaete carnosa HHB-10118-sp, 6121 nucleotides. RefSeq lists its product as uncharacterized. The coding region runs from base 140 to 5383 and encodes 1747 amino acids. The transcript has 20 exons. The record is from RefSeq and is a predicted model, not a curated record. Gene Ontology annotation, biological process: actin cytoskeleton organization. Gene Ontology annotation, molecular function: actin binding; small GTPase binding. NCBI's taxonomy places the organism in Eukaryota, Fungi, Basidiomycota, Agaricomycetes, Polyporales, Phanerochaetaceae.